Messenger RNA from Stylophora pistillata, 780 nucleotides. Lineage: Eukaryota; Metazoa; Cnidaria; Anthozoa; Scleractinia; Pocilloporidae. The record is from the annotation of a RefSeq genome assembly.
AUGCAGUUUCAUUCGUAUCAUUUAGUUGAGCCUUCUCCAUGGCCUUUUGUUGGAGCAAUUGGCUCUUUUUUUAUUACUGUUGGUGCAGUGGUUUUUUUUCAUUAUGGGUUUAGUUUUUUUUUAUAUUUGGGGCUUUUGGUUGUUGUUGGAGUUAUGUUUGUUUGAUGACAAGAUGUUAUACGAGAAUCAACUUUUCAAGGUCACCAUUCUUUAAUUGUAAAACAAGGGAUUAAAUAUGGUAUGAUUUUAUUUAUUCUUUCAGAAAUUUUGUUUUUUUUUUCUUUUUUUUGGGCUUUUUUUCAUAGUAGUUUAGCACCGGUUGUUGAACUUGGAGUCGUUUGGCCUCCACAAGGAAUUGUUGCAUUAAAUCCCUUUUCUGUUCCUUUAUUAAAUACUGCUGUCUUAUUAAGUUCUGGGGCAACGGUUACAUGGGCGCAUCAUGCAAUACUUUGUGGUUUAAAAAAAGAGGCUCAAUUUGCUUUAUUUUUAACUCUUUUUUUGGGUGUUAUGUUUACGGGGUUGCAAGCAUUUGAAUAUUAUGAGGCGCCUUUUACUUUAUCUGACUCUGUUUAUGGGGCCACUUUUUUUGUUGCGACAGGGUUUCAUGGACUACAUGUUAUAAUUGGUACUACUUUUCUUUUUAUUUGUUUUUUACGUUUACUCUCUAAUCAAUUUACUCGUCGUCAACAUGUUGGGUUUGAGGCCGCGAGUUGAUACUGGCACUUUGUCGAUGUGGUUUGAUUAUUUUUAUAUUUAUGUAUUUAUUGAUGAGGCUCAUAA